UCGGAAUCCACAACCACGCUUCCCAGCACGACAAACGAAGACCUCACACCCCUCGAGCAAGAUGUCUUGGACGAAUAUGAGCGCUUGGCAGAGAAUAUGAAGAAGCUUGCAAGCCUCCUCGAUACAAUGGCGGGCAAGCCAACGGCAGAGAUCUUGGAUGGGCUGCGGCAACUGGAGCGCAAGACUAGCUUGGUGUUUACGUUAUUGAAAGCGAGUGUGUAUAGUAUUGUGUUGCAGCAAGAGAUAUACUCGGGGGAUCAA
This is a messenger RNA of Hyaloscypha bicolor E, 261 nucleotides long. RefSeq names its product DASH complex, subunit Dad3. Lineage: Eukaryota; Fungi; Ascomycota; Leotiomycetes; Helotiales; Hyaloscyphaceae. The record is from RefSeq and is a predicted model, not a curated record. The transcript is spliced from 2 exons. The annotation marks the transcript as partial. Gene Ontology annotation, cellular component: DASH complex; mitotic spindle. Gene Ontology annotation, biological process: attachment of spindle microtubules to kinetochore.